Hordeum vulgare subsp. vulgare (domesticated barley) is the source of this 643-nucleotide messenger RNA. Its product is annotated as histone H3.2. Gene Ontology annotation, cellular component: nucleosome. Gene Ontology annotation, molecular function: DNA binding; protein heterodimerization activity; structural constituent of chromatin. Bases 79 to 489 code for a protein of 136 amino acids. Lineage: Eukaryota; Viridiplantae; Streptophyta; Magnoliopsida; Poales; Poaceae. The transcript has a single exon. The record is from RefSeq and is a predicted model, not a curated record.
CCGCCAAGUGAAAUCCCAGCCUCCAAUCGCCACAGCGAACAGCAGCAGCAGCCGCCAGAUCCCUCUCCCCCAGCUCCGAUGGCCCGCACGAAGCAGACUGCCCGCAAGUCCACCGGCGGCAAGGCGCCGCGGAAGCAGCUGGCGACCAAGGCGGCGCGCAAGUCGGCGCCAGCGACCGGCGGCGUCAAGAAGCCCCACCGCUUCCGCCCUGGAACCGUCGCGCUCCGUGAGAUCCGCAAGUACCAGAAGAGCACGGAGCUGCUCAUCCGCAAGCUCCCCUUCCAGCGCCUCGUGCGGGAGAUCGCGCAGGACUUCAAGACCGACCUCCGCUUCCAGUCCUCCGCCGUCUCCGCGCUCCAGGAGGCCGCCGAGGCCUACCUCGUCGGGCUCUUCGAGGACACCAACCUCUGCGCCAUCCACGCCAAGCGCGUCACCAUCAUGCCCAAGGACAUCCAGCUCGCCCGCCGCAUCCGCGGGGAGAGGGCCUAGGUUUGCCGUGCUCGCCGGUGACACUGGCCAGUGGCUGUUCUUGUCGUGUGUGCCUGGUGCUUCUGUUUGUUUUUGUUGAUAUGAUGCGUCGUCUGGUCCUGAUGUGUUGUCAUGCUCGAAUGAAAUUCCAGUGGAAAGUUGAGUUAUUGAUGAA